CGUAGUAAACAAGUAAACAGUACACUGUGCAUGCUUACCUCAACGUUCGAGAGUUUCCCAGAAAUAGAAAUAAAGUCAUUGUUGAAAAGCAACACAAAGAUUGAAUUUCUGCAAAGCAUAUUAUAUAGUAACGCUCCUGACAGGAAAGACAAACCAACCACUAAACAGGAAGUAAACAUUCAUCUUGUGGAUUGCCUGCCAAGCACUAUUUAUGGAAUGGUUGUAUCAAAUGGUGUAUUUACAGCAGAAUUUUACUUUGAUAUGCAAGGGGUUAUUUUCAAAAUGUCACCAAUGAUGAAAAUGGAUGAACAGUUCAUAGAUGGUAAACUGGUAUAUAUGACAUGCUACGAUAUCACCGAAUCCGAACGGACCAAUCUGGACUUAUCAUGUGAGAAUAUAACAAGUAUGAGACAGGAUGUUGAAAACGAGGCUGCUUUUAUUAAAGCUAGUUUUGUUGCCGACAUAAAGGAUGAUGGCACAAAAUGUAGAUGUAGUGCUAAUGAAUCUGAUAAAGAGUCGAUACUGCAGAUUCACAUAGUUCCAUACAAAGGACAUAAUGUAUCACAUAGUAAUAACGUGUGUGAAAGUAAUUCAGAGAUAAAACUCACCUGUGAAGACCAUAACUUACCAGACGUUUUUUACUUUGGAAAGUGGUUUCACCAUUAUAAUGAUGUAGAAAUAUCUCAAUUAGAUGGAGUUUCAACAGGGAAACAGACUUCUAUUCAUAUACCAUUCUGUACAUAUGAAGAUAUAGGAAAUUACUCGUGCAUCGUUACUGAUUCAAGGAAGAACACAACCGUUUUUAAUUCAACCGUCUUUCUUAGUGUGCCAGGGCCACCCGUUAUUGUAAACAGCUCUAUUAUAAAAGAUCAUUCAGAGGCAGAAUGUGUACUGAGUGUCCAAUUUUAUUCUUUGGAUGAAAAAGCAAGAAUUAUUUGGUAUAAAAAUGGAAGAUUGUUGCAUUCAUCAGAACGUCAGAGACAAAAUAUCGGUGCAGCUACUAGUCAUGUAAAUAUGCAUGACAUUGCAGUUCCUGUGAGAGCAAAGGUUGCAACACUUCAUCUGAAACCAGGUUGUGAUGUGGAUACGUCUGUAUACCGCCUGACUGUGAAAACUGCACUUUUCUCAACAUCCCAUACUUUUGAAGAGAAUGAUAACACAGUCCGCAAAGUGUUAAUAAUUUCACUGAUAAUAGCAACAGGAAUUUUCAUAGCAGGACUGAUCAUUACAAUAUGCAAAGCAACCAGGGGUAAAAAGGACAAAUUUUGGCAAAUAAAAAAGAGUCUGUAUAGUACCGUAUCCAGACGACGAAUUGAUACCCAGUUUUAUGAAGAAGUUGGAAUGGUCAUUGCGAAUAUAAGGCAAGCAGAUGAAGGAAACACAGGACAUAAUAGAGAUUCACUGACCGACAGUAAAUAUGAGCAGAUUCCUUAUGACAGAAACUGAUUAUCCUGCACAAAAGUGACUUAUA
Molecule: messenger RNA, 1471 nt
Organism: Mytilus trossulus (common blue mussel)
Lineage: Eukaryota; Metazoa; Mollusca; Bivalvia; Mytilida; Mytilidae
Exons: 8
Coding region: 31-1446 (471 amino acids)
Source: RefSeq, a predicted model, not a curated record